Messenger RNA from Aspergillus nidulans FGSC A4, 1992 nucleotides. RefSeq names its product RNA 5'-triphosphatase domain-containing protein. NCBI's taxonomy places the organism in Eukaryota, Fungi, Ascomycota, Eurotiomycetes, Eurotiales, Aspergillaceae. The transcript is spliced from 2 exons. Gene Ontology annotation, molecular function: protein tyrosine phosphatase activity; catalytic activity. The record is from RefSeq and is a predicted model, not a curated record. The coding region runs from base 1 to 1992 and encodes 663 amino acids.
AUGGUUGGCUGCGGACUCCUGUCUUCGCUCCUGCAGCGCGCAAAUUCGGCGCGAUCGAACAAAAGGAGACGCUUUCGCCGCUCUCUGAGUGACGUUCACAAAGGUUCUGGCGGGACGGUGACUUCGUCUGACGAAGACGGUUAUGAAAGUUCAGAGUCAUGGCAACAUGUUGCGGAAACUCGCCAAAACCAAGAGGUACACCAGAAAGGUGAUGAGCCGCAGGAUGCGGUCAACACAGACCCUGGACUCUUGAAAAAACAUUCGCUGUACCUGUCUUAUAAGACAUCCGUCGCCGAAUAUCCUUCAAUAAGGACGUUCAACCGCCCACAUCCGCAGAUGGACAAGUUACCGACCACGCCAUCGCCGAUUCCCCUCCUAGUAUUCGUACACGGGCUAGGUGGGUCUCUGGCGCAGUUCAACCAUCUCCUCACAAGCCUUUCAAAUGUCGGUCCUUGUUUUGGUAUCGAUUUACCCGGCUGCGGGUUGUCAUCUUUUGCGCCUACCGCGUGGGAUGCGUACACAAUCGAAGCUCUAGCGGAGUUGCUUGCCACAGCUAUUGACCGUCAUCGCGAUAAAGAGGCUGGUCAGAAAGUGGUUCUGAUUGCGCACAGUCUGGGAUGUUCUCUAUCAGCAAUGCUAACAUCCUCAACCUCACCACUCAAACAUGAGUUGAAGGAUCAUAUCCUUGGCCUCGUUGCUAUUUGUCCUCGCGCAUCACCUCCAUCUCCCAAGGAAGUGUCGUCCCAUCGUCGUUUGCUUUAUAUCCCUGAUUCGAUAUUCAAUCUCUGGCGACGCUGGGACAGACGCGGUGGCCUGUACAGCAAUAGUGUCAAUAGGCUCGUUGGCGCAGGUGCCGAUGAGGAAACUCGCAGCCUUCAAAUCCGUUUCAACAAACAAAGCAAGACUCCUGUUUGGAAGCGCAUGGUUUGGGGCACUCUUCCUUCAUAUUCCGGACCUAAUAGUAAACCUAUUAGUGGUCUCCCUGGACAGGAGGUUUGGGCCGGUGUGAAAACACCAAUUCUACUUAUUGGUGGGGAAUCGGACAUGGUGACAAGGCCAGUCGAACUCCAGAAGCUUUUAAGAGCCCUCGGUGACACUGGUAAUGAUAAAACCAUGGACGAAGAUGCAGAUGGCAGCGUUGCUGCCUCCGAAGCUUCCAUGCUUCCCGACUCUCUGGCUCACGAGGAGAAGCUCGGCAUCGAGCCGCAGCUUAAGGAGAAGGUCACAAAUGAGUCCAACGGUUUACCAAGAAGCAAACGCUCGGUUAAAACAGUCAUCCUUCCGGCGCCGGCAUCUCACGCCCUCCUGUACGACCGUGCGACAUACCGCACUCUUGCAGGUAUUAUCCAGGACUUCGUUUCCCAACAUGCAGACCACAGGCUGAACCUCGGGUGGCAACUGCAAUAUCUGAACACGUCGGGUAAAUGGGACGUGAAGAAUCUGGCGAAGUGGAAGAAGGUGCCUCCAGUUUCCGAUCGUAUUGCCAAUACAUUCGUCGCGCUCAAGAUGCUGCGUGAAGUCGACGAAGAACACAACCCAGUUCUCUUCUCAAAAGCACACCGCGAUAAUAUCUACACUGUGAUAGAUAUCAGCCACGAGAGCCCUGUCUACAACCCAGCUUCUCUGGAGGCUGGCGGCAUUCAUUACCAAAAAUAUCCGACCGUGUCCAAAAUUCCUCCAACACCAGAUGAAGUCCGCGACUUUAUCGCGCUGGUGGAUCGCCUGCAGAAGGAGAUCACCGAAAAAAUGGAGAAAUCUAAUACCAGCGGCGCCGCCCGUCUCCGGCCUGUGGUCGGUGUACACUGCCACUACGGCUUCAACCGAACCGGCUUCUUGAUCGUUAGCUACCUGAUUGAGCGAUGCGGAUUCGGUGUCCAAGAAGCCAUUGAUGAGUUCGAGAAGCGUCGUCCGCCAGGAAUCAGACAUGCACACUUCAUUGAUACAUUGUUUGUGCGUUAUUGCGUUGGCUUGAAGAGGGCACCUACGCUCUGA